Messenger RNA from Musa acuminata AAA Group (dessert banana), 8998 nucleotides. RefSeq names its product pentatricopeptide repeat-containing protein At1g08070, chloroplastic-like. The coding region runs from base 193 to 1665 and encodes 490 amino acids. NCBI's taxonomy places the organism in Eukaryota, Viridiplantae, Streptophyta, Magnoliopsida, Zingiberales, Musaceae. The transcript has 2 exons. Gene Ontology annotation, molecular function: protein binding. The record is from RefSeq and is a predicted model, not a curated record.
CCAUCACCAGAUGAAGGGCAGAAAAAAAAUCUUUAAUUAUUUGUCGAUCAAAUCCAAGAUAUGUCAUCAGAUUCUCAGACUGCCUGCUCUUAAGUUUAUUAAUCCAUCAGUGUGUUAUUUACGUUUGCAAUCCUCUUCCUCCAUCGAAGUCGAUCUCUGCGCUGAUGUUGAUUGGGCACGUCACGCAAGUCCAUGAGAUCGAAUCGAGUCCGGUUGCUGAACCACAGAAUCAUCAAGGACCUAACAGACGGCGGUUUCUUCGAGCAAGCCCUCCAUGCUUACCGAUGUCUUCGUCUUUCCGACGUAAAGCCCGACAGAUUCACAUUCACGUAUGUGCUCAAGUCCUGCGUCGGCAUUUCAGCUAUUGAUGAAGCGAUGUCGAUCCACUCCCACAUCUUCAAGUGUGGUUUCGUAUGCAAUUUGCUUAUCACUAAUUCCUUGAUAGAAGUGUAUUCUAAUUUUGGCGCGUUAAGCUCCGCCCGGCAGUUGUUUGAUGAUAUGCCUCAGAGGAACUUGGCUUCCUGGAACUUAAUGAUUUCUGGCUACGGGAAGAACGGUCACUAUAAGGUAGCCUUGGAGCAGUGUAGUUAUAUGAAGCAUGAAGGAUUAGUAUUAGAUAAAGUGGGCGUAAAGAUUGUUCUUCCGAUAAUUGGCCAUGUGAAAGCCUUUAGUCUGGGUAAAUGCAUUCAUGCUCAUGUCAUCAAUACUGGUUUAUCUAAAGACACAGCUGUAGUGACUGCUCUUUUAGACAUGUAUUCGAGAUGUGGAGAAUUUCGUGCUUCGAGCCACCUCUUUGAUGAGAUAUCGCACAAGGAUGUCAUAUGUUGGAAUGCAAUGAUCACCGGGUACUCUCAACUUGGUAAACCUCUUUUGGUUCUUGAGCUCUUUAAGCGAAUGCUGUUCGAAGGCUUCGGGCCAAGCAUUCCUACCAUAUUUCUUCUACUUCAUGCUUGCACUGUUCUAUCUGUUAUCCAAGUUGGAAAGUGUAUGCAUGGCUAUAUCACAAAGCUUGGUUUCAGUUCAGAUGUUUCUGUAAGCGGACUUCUGAUAGACAUGUACUCUAAAUGUGGAGAGUUGGGUUCUGCUUCUCGUGUUUUCAGUGAGUUGUCCAGAGGGAAUGUUCAUUCAUGGACUUCCAUGAUUCAUGGUCUUGGCAUGCAUGGAUAUGGUAGGGUUGCUCUGAUGGCAUUUUUUAAGAUGGUGAAGAUGGGCAUUGUUCCUGAUGGCAUCUGCUUCCUUGUCUUGCUAGCUUCUUUCAGCCACUGCGGAAUGAUGGAGGAAGGGCAUAAAAUAUUCUAUUACAUGGUAUCACAAUAUGGUGUCCAGCCUAGUAUGGAGCACUAUGCAAGCAUAGUUGAUCUUUUUGGGCGGGCAGGAUACAUAAAUGAAGCAGUGGGGUUUCUAUCGCAGAUGCCAAUAGAACCGGAUAGCACUGUCAUGGGGGCUUUACUUAGUGCAUGUAGAAUUCAUGAUCAUAAAGAGACGCAAGAAGUAUUUGAGAGGUUCUUCGAACCAAAGUGGUCAGCUGCAGGUCUCUACAAGGUCUUGUUGGGCAUUCAUGCAUGCAGGGGCCGUUGGGAUGAAGUCAUUAAGAUCAGAAGGUUGAUGAAAGAGAGGGGCUUAAAGGGUACCUCCGGAUGUAGUUUGAUAGAAUUAAAUCCAUGAAGUUUGACAAUGAUUUCAGAAUUUUAUCACAUAUUUCUCAUGUGAUGGAAGCUGAGACAUUUAAUUUAGUUUUUUUCUUCUUCUCAUUUAUCCUCUUCUUCCUGACACAUAGAUUAGGUAAAAAAGAAGCCGAUAGAAAACCCAAAGAACUCGUGUUAAGAUCAGGUUCAUAUACAUGUUCUAGAAGAGCAAAAUUCAAAUUAUAAUGUCAGGUUGAACAGUUAAGCUAACUUUUAAUUUUAUAAGAAUCUGAUGAAGAAGAUGCUGAACCAGGCUCGAAUGGGGCACUGUUGUUGUCAUCUCACUUGUUCUGGAUGUAAAUGCAUUGGGAAGGUUGCCAUCCUGAAUCUUGAAGCUCAACGGUGACUGAGCUUCCAGAUGGAAACAGAGCCAUGCCCAUUUAAAUCUAUGUGAUUUUGGAGGUCUCAAUCACUGGAAUCCAGCAUGAUUUGAUGGAGAUCACAGCAAGGAUCUCUUUGUGCACUGAUGAGCAAGGAGCAGUUGUUAGCAGUUGUUACGGUUGCGGACAAGAAGAUCCAUAUGUAUAAUACAUUAGUCUAUGAAGCUCUAGUUUUUGAGGAGCAUACCAGUUUGGCACUAUGUCACCCUUGGGAGUCCACACACACCAGAGGCACCAGAGAUCUCUCCAGAUUGCUUGGGAGGCACAUCACUUAUAUAACAUUCUUGCAGCAGUUCCGGUCGGAAAUGUGUUAAAGAGUGCCACUGGAGGACAUUUUCAGAGGACUGAGGAAGUUGAUGUGGCUUCGGGUAGGUGUGAGCUUAGAGAUGUGGAACAAGAAUUUGGAGUAGUCUUAGAUCAUGCACAUACACCAGAUUCUCUGUCCAGACUUUUGGACACUGUUGCAGACCUAUGGCCUGCAGACUCGUCUUCGGUAUGCUACUUUUCAAAUGCAUUUUCCUUCAUAUCUUCAGAUUCAUACAUUUGGUUCUUUUACUUCAUGUCGGCAAUACUUAUGUGCUAAAAUGAUUCCUUGUUUGCUCUUAGAUAUCAUACUUCAUGAACUUCUGCUGAAUAACUCAAUUUCCCUGGCUGAUUGUAUUAAAGAUUACAGUCUUGAUACAUUUUCAUGGAAAAUUUUGGAAAAUAAGACUAGUAUCUUUGGCAGGUAGCAAGAGCUAAACGUCUGAUUCAAAUAUGUAGAACAAGGGUCGAGAGUAAUACAUGAUAAAAACAAGUACAUAAAAUCAGGUUGAAUUUUUUCACUUAGUUUCAAAUUUUUACUUAUUUAAGCAAAUAGUAUCAGGCUUUACUCACCGACAAAAUUUUCUCUCCUAGGUCAAGUGUACUUCUACGGUAGUGUUUGGACUUGAGUGUUACAGCUGAAUGGUUGAAUUUUUCCUCACAAUGUAAACCAUUCGUCACACUAAAUGGAUGACAAUAUUUUAUUAAUCAAAGAGGGAAAAAUGGUUCUAGUCUUGCAUUUCAAUGCUUCUCCUAUGAUUUCUUAAUUCUUAUUUGUUAAUCUAGAUUAGUCCUUGACUCUUAUCUAGUAAAAAGUUACACUAUUGUAAUGUAAUUAAAUUUGUCGAGGUUCUUUGGUAGACAUGAACAAGUUUGUGAUAUGUUGGUGCCUUUUCAGUAAUCGAUGACUGGUUUAUUGGCUAUAAUUUGUCAUUUUUCCAUGUAGAUGGUGAGCACUUAUUGCUGUUAUUGGAUGUUGAGAGAAGGAUUGGUUUGGUGCACAUACCUUAUACAUAUGAAUAAAAAUUGAGAAGAAACAUGAUAAUAAAACUACAGUUGUUAUUGUUAUGUUAACUACAGUGCCUUUGUAUGAUUUGUUGGAUAGAUCAUUUUCCCUAUUUUCCUGAUAAAAUUUAAAAAAAGAGAGAAAAAUCAGCAUCAUUGUCAAGAACUCGAAGUUUGGCUUUUUAAGUCAAACAAUUAUUCAUAUUAUGGCAUUUAGUUAAAGUGAAAAUUCAAGCCAUUUUACCCUUCCUUAUAGUAUUUUACUAUUUUAAACAGAAGAAUACUGCUUUGAUACAGUCUUGGAGUUUGGAAGCUUUUUGCUUACUGUUGUUCUGUGUACAGUAUUUUGGAUGUGAAAGUAUAUGUUCAUGUGUGCCACAUGAGAGAGAGUGUGUGUAUAUGUGUGUGUGAGAGAGAGACCUUUGAUGACAAAUUUCAAUGGACAAAGGUUUUGUGGUACUGUUGACAUCUGACAAUCCAGGGAACGAAGAUCCGUGAUGUAUUGAACUUUAGCCUGAAUUUCUGAGACUGAACCCGUUUUAUAUAAUUCAGUCCUGAAUUUUAAUCAGAUUGAUAUAAAAUUGGGAAGGUCUUUUGUUUUCAUUUUAACCUGUGGACAUCUUAAAUGACAUGUUGGCUGGUGUUAGAUGGACCAUGAAAGAUUAUUUGAAACAUGGAGAAAAUUAUUACUACACUACCUUGCUAAAUGGCUAUAGGCUAUAGGCUUUUCUUACAUGACAUCGAAAGAGUUCUCUGUGGGCUGCUAUCACAAUGGUUGAGGAAGGUGAUGUCAUAGUAAGUAGACUUAACCUCGAGUCUAGAAUCAACAGUUUCAGAACCGACAAUUCCAGUUCCUGAAAGUUGGGAACCGAAACCGAACUGCACAGGACCAAUUUCGGUUCGAACCGUUGAUUUUUUAAUUUUUUAAUUUAAAAAUAAUUUAAAAUAGAAAAUUUCAUAAUUUUAUUUCUAGGUUUUGAAUAGUGGAUGUAUAAUGAGUAUGAUGACAGAAAAAAUGAUAGAAAAAAAGUAAAGUUAUAAAAUUAUCAAUCGCUUUCGAUGCUAGUUGCCCUGAUCGUUCCUUCGAUUGAUACCUCAAACUAGUAUUAGUUGUCUUCACGGAUGAUCUCUUAUUAAUGUUUCUCCAUCUUGGUUCAAUCACUGUUGCAUGCUUGAGCCUCAAUUGAUUCAGGGUUCAUACUUGAACAAGUUUCAUCCAAGAUGCAUCCACCAUGCUGAAAGCUUGCUCCAUAGCUACUAUUGACACCAGAGUUGCUAAUAUUUGUCUUGCAAUCAUUGCUAAAAUUAGAAAGGUUAUUGUAUAUCGCACCCACCAUUCAAGAAUUGAAAAUUCUAUACCUAUAGUGUUGUCACGAAACUCAAAAGAAGUGGUUAGAUAAAUUUUAAGCUCAGAGUUCAAGCCUGACGAUUCAGUCAGUUUCUUUUGUUUUUAUAAUAAUAAAAUUUCUCCUUUACUAUUUCUACUACUGCUAACUUUAUCCGUAGAUGGAGACGUUUGGGAGGUAGUUUGUUGUAUAUUGUAAUUUGCACUAUAAUGGUCAUAUAAGUUAAUGAUAAUUUUUUUAUUUCCCUUAUUUUUUCACUAAGAUCAAUAUCUAAUCCUAAACUUUCAUAAUAAAUAGUUAAAUAAUGACUUAGACCAUCUAUUCAAUAACGGGAUUAAAAGCAAAAGCAACAAGAUAAAUCAACGGAAUCUCAAGAAAAUAAUUUGUCCAUUUAAUUUUCAGUAUCAUAAUAGUCAUGAAUCAUGAUCAUAUUCAUAUUCUUCUAAGGCUCCAACAAUAUUAAUAAUCAAAAAAUACAUGAGCAGUAGGAUGAUAAACACCAAAUAAUAUACAAGUAGUAUCAUUAAAAUUGUUUUAAAUUUAUAAAAUGUUUGCACAAAGAUUCUGAAAUUGCGGGUGUAAACUGACUCGUCUCCCAUUAUUUGCAACAAAAGUAAAUAAUGAUUCUUUGUAUUCAAAACUUUCAUUAAGCAAUUCAUAGAAUAAAUUUAUCAAGGAAAAAACAUACAUAGUAAAUAUUUUGGGGUAUGUUGUAAUUUAAUUUGCAAAAUGUAGUUUACUCUUUAUUAUUUGUGGAUGACUUCAUAAGAAUGAGAUAGCUUUCUUAAUAGAAGAAAUAAAAGUUUCAAGAGAUCUAAGGUCUCCUUAUACAUAUAAAUUCAAACCAUGACAAGAACACCUAAUAUGAAAAAAAAACCACCAAAAGCCAGUUGACACACUUUUGUAAUUCAGGAAUAGAAGCAGUAUUUACAAACGCAUUAUCAAAACUAAUUGAAAAAAAUUUAAAAACAAAAUAGUACUCUUCCAAAAUAGUUUUCAUUCUAUAGAUAUUAUCGAUUGUAUGUCGUUCAUCAAAAACUCUAGAUGCUAUAACUCUUUUUUGCAUGGUCCAAUCAUUCGCAAUCUAAUAUCAUGUGAUUCUCAAUUAAAAGUGCAUUUGCCAAUGAUCACUCUAAAUAUCAAAGCAGAUAGAAACACAUCCAUCAAAAGAUCGAAACAAAUUUUGUAAAUCCUCUUUCCCUUUUCUAUAAAGAUUAUGAACAGCACAUGUACGAGGAGAACGAGAAAUACAUCUAGUAACAGGAUUCAAAACAUUUUGACAAUAAUCAACAAAACCAAGUUUUUCAUCAAAACUAAAAGAAAGAUGUUCAGUUUAAACAAAUCUCGCUAAUUCUUUAUGAUUUUUUUCAACAGAAAACUGAAAAGUAUGAUUAGUUGGGUACUUGAAAAUUUGAGUUUGGUUUUCUUUCCUUCUCGGCUUGUUUAGGGUGUUUAUUCUCAAAAUGUUCACAAAAUGUUCUAUAUCCACCUCCUUUGAAUUUGAACAUUUGGGAGCAAUAGUUGCAAAUCACUUGGUUUGAGUCAUCGGUAUUUUAGACCUUCUUGAAAUGAAGCUUAAAGAUGUUCAACUUGAUUGCUUUGGCCAUUGUAUCGACUUCCUUCGACUCGACGGUGAUGUGCUAGCUUUCUUGAGUUGGCAUGAUCGGGCUUCCGGUGUUGUCUUUGGGUGUGAAUGUCUCGGUGAAGUGAUGAUUUCCACUUGCCAUUUGAAUUAAAGAGAGAGCUUAGAAGAGGGAUUACAAAGCGUUAGAGAUCUUAAAAGAGUGUUAUGAAUGCUUAAUCAAAUGAGGAAGAAUGAGGGGCUUGAGUGGUAUUUAUAGGAUUUUAGGAUAUUUUUCUUCCUUAAAAUGUCACCAAAAGUAGUUGUAAUUUAGUUAUCAGAAGGGGUGAAUUUGUAUUUUUUUCAUUUUAUCUAUAUAUAUAAUUAUGAAAUUACCAAAGAACCCCUAAAAAUAGUGUUUAUAUGAUUGUUGGGAGUUUCAAAUUGGUCAUUUGCCCGUCCAACCCUCAAAUGAUCGAUCGCUGGACUGUUAGGGCUCAAACGGACAAUUAAAGCCUAUUUGACUAUUUGUUUUUCUUUUUCAAAUCCAGGAACCACCAGUUUGUACCAGAACCAGAACUGCCAGUUUUGGUUCUCAAGAAAUAGGAACUGUAACCAAACCGCCCAGGCCGGUUCCAGUUCGGCUUGGAACUGGUGAAACAUCGGGCUGGUUUGGUUCGAACCAAACUGUGUCAGGUAUAAUAGUAAGUCUAUUACAAUCCUAUUAUUCUCCUAUCCAAGUUUACAGAAAAAGAAAAGAACAUAUUACUACUUGUUAAGGUCUUUAAUUUUCUUUACCUGAUAAUUACCAUAAUCGAUCAUCAAUAAUCUUAAUCUGGUUACCAUUGAUUGUUUCUUUUUUUUUCCCUUCAUAUAUGUUCAGUUGGACUUAUAUUUGCAUUGCAUUAUAUAUAAGAAAUAACUUUAACCUCUCUUAAUAUAUUUGUGUGUUUUUUUUAUGGAAGUGAAUUUUGAGGGAUGAUGGCUUUGUUCUGUCAAGUCUACUUCCCAUAGAGAGAAUAGGAAAAUCAUCAACAUUUGUAUUUAUGAGACUGGCUGAUUUCCUUCAGUCUAUUGCCAAUUUGGCCAUCGGCUGAUCCCUCUAGUUGUCUUCUGGAAUAACUUUCUUGAGGCUCUUAAACGUUAUUGGCUUUGCAAACUCUGAUGCAAUAUAUUUUGAUCAUCUGAAACAUCUGAUGAUACUUUCUCAUCAUGUAGAUCACUUUUUGCUCUAGAAUUUUCUUUUCUUGAACUAAUAAACCAACUGUUGUAACGCAUUGGUGAUUGGAAAACAUAAAUGCUGCAUUUUGAGCAUCUUUUUUAUGCCUAGGAUAAGUUCCAUCUCAUUGCCUGUUCAAUAAUCUGAUUUUCUCUUGUUUAUGUCAUUGUUUGAAAUAAAAAGAUCCAGUCCUUUGAAGGACAAAAAUUAUUAGAUAGUAGAAAAACUAGACACUUUUCGUAAGGUAAAGUGAAAACAGAGAAGUAGAGCGUAUAAGUUGGUUUCACAACCCUUAGCACUGGCCUUCUUGAGUUUCAUAUUUCUAUGCCUGAAGUUGUUCCUUUCUUCAGCGGCAGAGCUUUUGUGGAAAUCUGAAUAAAGUUUACAAGCUUGUGCUAUUAGAAACAACAUCUACCACCAACAUCCAAGUAAAAAAUUACUUUGUAAUCAGCAUCUGUAGUGGAUACACAGAUUUCAUUCUAAAUAAAGGUUUGCUAUAAAUUAGUGAACUACUUGUAGUGCAGACGUGUACCUGAGUUGCUUGUUGAUUGUGGAGGCAUACUCAUGCUCUAUAUGGCUCUAUAACCCCUUCAUCCCUGUAAAUAAAUGCAUGCCAUCUCACGUAAUUAUCCUCCUCCCUCAGUUUCUCAUGAUUAAGUAGCUGUUCGACAUGUUCUAGUUCUUUACAUUCCUGAACUGACAAAAAAGUUAUGGCAGAUGUCCUCAACCGAUAGCUGUCCAUGCUGAGUGUGGCAGCAGAUUUCAUUCUAAUAGAAGGUUUGCCAUAAAUUAGUGAACUACUUAUAGUCCAGAUACGUAUUGAGUUUCUUGUUGAUGGACUCUAUAACCCUUUCUUCACUGUAAAUAAAUGCAUGCAUACAUUUUGUAGUUCUUUUCGUUUCUGAACUGACAAAAGUUGUGGCAGAUGUCCUCAGGAUAUUUGUCUAUGCUGAGUGUGGUUUUGCAGGUGGUAUGGUGCUCUACAAAAUUUGUACUGAUCUAACUCCUUGGCUUGGUCAAAGUUGUCGUGUUACAUUGUUUCUUUGGAACUAUCCUCGAAAUUCCUCCACAUGUGCUUGCAUAGUAGUGACCAUGCAAUCUGUGGUCGGUGAUUCUUACCCAAAGUUGAUCCUGUGGAAUAUUGUUUACUCAGGGUCCUUAUGCUUUUCUUGUGUUCGUACCUGUGACAGAUUUCUGACACUAAUAAGCAUCUUUGGAUUACCUACUCUGAUGCUGCUAAAUCACAGAUGGGGUAGGCAGGUGGACUUGGCUGCUUGUUUUUGCUCUGGUGAUCAGAAAGGUGUGUAUGCUUGUUUGGUUGGAGAAUUGCCACUAUCUAGUGUGGAAUUUUUUUGUUAAGUCUGCCUGCUGGAUUCUUUGGCCAUAUAAUUAUGUAUAUAAAGAUCAGGUUUGCGCUAACUUUCACUGGAUUGCGCUGAUCUAUUUCCCUCUUGCUAUCAGAAUUGUUGGGUGUGUUGAAUAUGUCACCUUACUUUUCC